Molecule: messenger RNA, 375 nt
Organism: Spirodela intermedia
Lineage: Eukaryota; Viridiplantae; Streptophyta; Magnoliopsida; Alismatales; Araceae
Source: the annotation of a GenBank genome assembly
AUGAGAAUUCUCGGUGAUUCCAUGCCAACCCUCCUCCCCGACUGCACCACCACUUCGGCCCCGUCAUUCUUCCGCUGCCAUGGUCUCGACCUCCUGGCAAUGGCGGCCCUUCACGUCGUCAGAGCCGCUGAGGAGAAGAAGGAGAGCAGCGGCCACCAUGGAAGCAGCUUCGAGGAUAUCGACGUCGAUCUGCUCAUGGAGGAGGAAAAUGCGGGGACUGGAGGAGGAGCCGAGUUUUUCUCGGCGGCGGGGAGGACGAGGCGGAGGAGGAGGACGGCGGUGCCCCCCAAAUACCAGGACUCCGUUCUUCAGCCUUGGAAGCGGCAGACCCGGCGUCGCCGCCGGUUGUCUCCCUCCCCCAGACGGCCGGGCUAG